Messenger RNA from Fonticula alba, 2997 nucleotides. RefSeq lists its product as hypothetical. The record is from RefSeq and is a predicted model, not a curated record. Bases 70 to 2934 code for a protein of 954 amino acids. The transcript has 6 exons. Gene Ontology annotation, molecular function: DNA-binding transcription factor activity; sequence-specific DNA binding. Gene Ontology annotation, biological process: regulation of DNA-templated transcription. NCBI's taxonomy places the organism in Eukaryota, Rotosphaerida, Fonticulaceae.
ACACACACACGCACACGCACACACUCUCUCUCUCCCCCCCAGUUCCCUUCCCUCGUCCCAGAGAGAGCGAUGCCACCGCACGUCGCCCCCCGGAACGCUCGCACCGCUCGGCGUCCAUCGAAUGCCCGGCCCCCGACUGAUCCCCCCUCGGAUCCCGAGUCCCCGACGGCCGGGGGUCUCUCGAGCUCGGCCUCCUCCUCCUCCAUGACCUCGGCUUCCUCUUCCUCGGUGGUCGCGCCUUCUUCUUCCUCCUCAACGGCCUCCAUUCGGGGGAAGCGUCGCGCGCCACAGCCUUCCUCCGACUCCGAGGACUCGCAAUACUCCUCGCCAGUGUCCUCCCCGCCUCCGAAGGCCAUCAAAGUUGAAGGCGGAGCCCUUGCCCGCCGCACCAAGACCCAGCUUGCGCUGACGGACUCCAGCGAUGUCAAGAUCCCUGCCUUCUUGGACAAGCUCUAUCGCAUGCUUUCCGAAAACAAGUUCCAGCACCUGAUGACCUGGAACCAAAAUGGAACGACCUUCCUCGUUCUCAAGCCUGAGGGGUUCGCGCGCGAGGUUCUGCCCAAGUACUUCAAGCACAGCAACUUUUCCAGCUUCGUGCGCCAGCUGAACAUGUAUGGCUUCAAGAAGGUCCCGCACACGCACCAGGGAGUCCUCCAGCCGGAGGAGGACCAGGAUGCUUGGGAGUUCGUCAAUCCGAACUUCAUGCGCGACAAGCCGGACAUGCUCAUCCAUGUGAAGCGAAAGAACUCCGAGCCCAGAGCAUCUGGCACCUCUUCCGAUGUUAAGAAAGCCAUCCAAGGCAUUGACCAGAUUCGCCAGCAGCAGGCCCUCCUCAGCGAGAGCAUCAAACUCCUUCGUUCUGAAAACAAGAGCCUCUGGGACCAGGUCGCAAGCACGCAAGAGCGCUAUGAACGCCAGCGCAAGCUCACCGACCGGAUCAUGCAGUUUCUCAUCAUCUACACCAAAAUGGGACACCACCCGGCUGCCCCCCUGUCCACCAAUCGCCUGCUGACCAGUGGCCGCGGGGAUGGCCCCGACGCCCUCCCCCAUCUCAUCUUCAAGGAGGCUUCCAAUGCCAUGCAUGCAGCUGGCCCCGGGGCCGCCGCGGUUCACCCGGGGACCUUUGUCGCCGGGCAGAAUCCCCUCCCCCUGCUCCAGAGCAUGGCCAGCAACUUUGUCACCACCCCCGGGCUCGGGGCUUCGGGAUCUCCCCUUCUGCCGGCCUUCGCAUCCAGCCUCCAGCCCUCCCGGUCGAUGGACCUCUUUUCCUCUCUGCGCGGGGGAUCUGGCACCCCCGAGCCCUCCCCCGGGCCGACGACCUCAUCCAUCAUCCCGCGUACACUGUCCAGUGGUGGCAUCAGUGCCCUUGGCUCUGGCACCGGCCCGAAUCCCAGCGAAGACAUGUACGCACCGAUGUCCCUUGCCCCCUCUUCGACCACCUACGGGCACUAUGCGACUGGCGGCCCCGGCGGUGGUCCCAAUGGGCCGGGGGCCGGAAUCUAUGCCAAUCCCUCGCCCCCUCAUCUGAGCUUCGGAGCUGGUGUUCACACUGGGCGCCAGCUGUCGGCCGGGUCCACCGGCCCUGGUGCCGGUGCUCCGGGCUACGAUGCUGGCGUGGGGCCCGGAAGUGGCGGCGCCCCGGAUGGUGCCUUCCACCAAUCUGCCACCCCCUUCACCUAUUUCCAGGGCGCCGAUGGCGGUCACUCCCCGGGGGCCGGCGGGGCCACUGCCAUGGGAUCCAUGGGCCCCGGCGGGCCGCGUGCCUCCUCCACCAGCUAUUCCGAUGGGGCGGUCAUUUCGGACAUCACUGCCCCUUCGGGUCCCGGCGACACCGGCGACUACAUUGGCCAGCCGGAUGCCGGACACCACUAUAACUACGGCUCGCCCAAUGGCGGUACCUACCACAAUUCGCAUGUUACCACGCCGCAUGUCGGCGCCGGCGUCGGGCCUGGCGGUCAUGGGCAUCAUACGUCGCAUGGUCCCCCCUCGCACCAUGGCCCGCUCCCGCCACAUCAUGGCCUGUCCCAGCCGCACCACGGGCACCAUGGUCCGCCGGCCUCGCACUAUGGGCACCAUGACCCACCGCCAUCGGUCCAUCAUACCAACGGCCACCCACAUCACGGUAGCUAUGGUACCCGUGGCCUCCCGCCUCCAGGGGCGGGCUUCUCCGUCAAUGCAGGUGGCCAUGCGGACAUGUAUGCUUCGCAACAGCAGCCGCAGCCGCAGCCGCAGUCGCAGUCCCAAGUUCAGGAGCUUCCCUCGGCCCCGGGCCAGUCCGGCACCCCGGGGGGCGGUGUUGCCUCCACCGCCCCGACUCCGGUUGCCUCUUCCAGCUCCGGCGCCUCCUCGGCCGUUACCUCUCCCACCCUGAGCACACACCAUGCUUCCGAGCUGCCUCAGCUGGCCAAUGAUGCUGUCCAGGCCGCCACUCUCUCUCCAUCGGCCGCGCAGCAGCCUUCCCAACCAUCCCAAUCUCCCUACUAUCCCCUGGUCGAGGCGCAUCCUCAUGCGAUCCUCUCGCACCACAGUCCUGGAGGCGCCUCCACGCCUGUCCCUGGUCCUGGGGUUAUCAUCGUUUCGGACUCGGAUGCCCCACUGCCUUCCCUUUCCCAUCACACCCGCGGGCAUCCCCAUUCGGAUCUGCACUUCCCUCUGAGCCACUCGCCGCCGGAUUUCUCCACCGGCCACGUCGCCGUGGGGAUCACCCCUUCAGGACCGGUGCACCCCUUGGUGGAUAGCCUGUCCACCGAUCGACUCCUUCUGCCGCCGUCCCAUGGCGAUGAUGUGUCCGGCUCCUUUGCUGGCUUCCCCCAGACGGAGGAGAUUUUCCUCAAGAGCGAAGACAACAUCCGAUCGAUCAACAGCCGUCUGGAUACCAUCCAGGCUGAGAUCGAUUCUCUCCAGCAGGAUGUCCCCAGUGACGGUGAGCUGUAGUUUAGGCUUUCCCCUUUUCCCCCCUCCUUCAGAGCAAUAUACUUUUUCUUUUUUUCUCCUCCC